UUAGCCAUGGGCACUGUGUUUUGGAUCUGCUGGUUCUUUCUACUCUCCAUGUCAAAGAAUGUGCGGACAGAGCGUAAUUUUCGCAUUGUCCUCGAUGAGAUUAUCGUGUCGUCGUGUGACCCAGACUUUAUCGAAACGUUCGAGUUUCAAAUCUCCCAGAUCAACAAUCGGAGCUACGUUGACUCUCAGAUGGUGUUGAAGCGUACCGUAGACUCGGUGGGUGCCCAUGCCACAUUGGAUUUUGCGAAGGAGAAAAGUAAGAAAAUGAGACUAUACGAUGUUCAAGUGGACGCCUGUCUCUUCCUUGGAGAUCGUCACAGAAAUCGCUUGUUUAGCAUGUACGCAAAGGGUCUCAAAAAGCAUUCGAACCUUAGCUGUCCCUUUAAAGCGAACUUUAACUAUACGAUGGACAAAAUGUAUGUGGAUGAAGAGGAAUUUCCCACAUUCGUGCCGUUUGGUUCAUUCCGAUCUGUGGUUGAGUACUUGCACAACGACGGAAUCGGUGCGCGUACCGUAACGCGUGGAAGAUUUAUUCCAAGAACGUAAUAGACCGUGGACAAAUAAAGUGAAAACUGAUCAACAGCAUG
Messenger RNA from Drosophila miranda, 587 nucleotides. RefSeq lists its product as uncharacterized. NCBI's taxonomy places the organism in Eukaryota, Metazoa, Arthropoda, Insecta, Diptera, Drosophilidae. The transcript has 2 exons. Bases 7 to 546 code for a protein of 179 amino acids. The record is from RefSeq and is a predicted model, not a curated record.